GGAGGGCGGAGAGCGGCUGGCGGGAGGGAGGGAUGAGGAGGAGGUGGCGGUGGUGCUGGCGGCGGCGGGGCGAGCAUGGAUGCAGAUAGCAGUAAGCUGCUGAAGAGCCAGCCGUCGGGUUACGGCACAGUCCGCCACUCUGGCACCACUGUCUCCAUGGAGGUGACUGGAUACAAGCAAGUGAGAUGGCGGGUAAUUCUCUGCCACAUUCUUACUGUACUGACAGUAGGAAUACUUUGGCUAGUUUUUUACUGGAAGCCAGUGCUGGAAGUGCUUUUUAAGUGCAACCCCUGUCAUCUGUGUCAAUCUGAUUGGGUUGUAAUCAAGGAUUCAUUUAACCAGCGAUUUAUCGAGCGAGUGAGGACAGAGGAGAUUGAGGAUGACUGGUUUGCACCGUCAGCUGAAUCUAGCGGCGAUGAUAUGCGAACUACAUUGGCCAUAGGAGUACUUGAAGAUGAUUGGAAAGAUACAUUGCAACUACAGAAACAGGAGGAGAAAAGUGUGAUUCGAUACUACACCUUUGAGGGUUUACGCUACAUUUGGAUUGAGAAGAAAGGAAGCUUCUGCAAGCUCAGCGAUCUCGAUGAGUCUCUAUCAUGUGAAGACAUUCACAAACAACAGAAGGGACUCAGCACACACAACCAAAUUAGAAAAAGGCAGGUAUAUGGGCGAAACGUGAUUGAGGUGCUUGUAAAAUCAUACUUCACACUAUUAGUACAGGAGGUCUUGAACCCUUUCUACAUUUUUCAGAUUUUCAGUAUUAUACUUUGGGUCACUGAGGAGUAUUAUUACUAUGCAGUGUGUAUCCUGUUCAUCUCCGUGAUAUCCAUUGGUAUAUCCCUAUACCAGACACGCAAGCAAAGUGUGACACUGCGGAAUAUGGUGAAGUUGACACUUAAUGUACAGGUCCGUAGAGAUACUGGAGAAGUGGAAAUGGUGAAUUCUCAGCAUCUGGUUCCUGGUGACUGCAUAGUGAUCGCUGAAGAUGGAAUUCAGGUUCCUUGUGAUGCAGCACUUCUUACAGGAGAGUGUAUGGUCAAUGAGAGCAUGCUGACAGGUGAGAGUGUACCGGUGAUGAAGACGCCUCUACCUGAUCAAGAUGUGAACUAUUCCUCUGAAGAACACAAACGGCACACCCUUUUCUGCGGCACCCAGGUUGUACAGUCAAAGAGCUACAGCGAGGAGCAACCCGUUUUGGCUGUGGUAGUGAGAACAGGCUUUUGCACGAGCAAAGGAGAACUGAUCAGUUCCAUUCUGUAUCCCAAGCCUUUGGGAUUUAAGUUCUACAAAGAUGCUAUGAAGUUCAUUAUCUUUCUGGGAGUUCUCGCUUUGAUUGGAGACAUAUACAGCAUAGUGAUUCUAGAAAAACAGAAGGUGUCGGUGGGACGUGUGGUGACGCGUAUCCUCGAUCUGAUCACCAUCAUAAUUCCGCCCGCGCUACCCGCCGCGAUGACUGUUGGCACCAUCUACGCCCAAGACCGACUGAAAAAAUACGGGAUAUUUUGUAUCAGUCCUCCGCGCAUCAACAUUUGCGGCAAGCUGAAGCUCAUCUGUUUUGAUAAGACAGGAACACUAACAGAGGAAGGUCUGGACUAUUGGGGAGUGGCACUGGCAACAGACAAGAACUUUGAUCCGAUUAUCCACGACACCCAGCACCUCGGGAGCAGUCGGAUGCUGCAUGCCCUGGCCACGUGUCACAGCGUCACACUGCUCAACAACCAGCCGAUCGGUGACCCACUGGACCUGAAGAUGAUCGAGUCAACUGGUUGGACUCUGAAUGAUGAGAUUACAAACUUGGACAUAAGCAGAACGUUUGGAAUGAAAGUUCUAGCUGUGAUGAAGCCUCCACUGGUGGAAGAACAGCCUUAUGGAAGUAAACAAGAGACGAUUUUGGGGAUUAUUCGCCAUUUUCCAUUUGCCUCAACAUUACAGAGAAUGAGUGUGAUCACAAAGAAGCCAGAUGAUUCACCAUUUGAGGUGUACUUGAAAGGGGCACCGGAGAUGGUGGCCAGUCUCUGUUUAAAGGAAACAGUUCCUGCAGAUUUUUUAGAAGUAUUAAGGUACUAUGCCAAAGAUGGGUAUAGAAUUCUGGGACUUGCACACAAGACACUAAAUCAAGACAUUACCUUUGAGGCAGUGCACAUGUUGGAGAGGAAUUCCGUGGAGAGCGAGUUGACAUUCCUGGGAUUCCUGAUCAUGAAGAAUAUUUUAAAACCGGAAACAAAACCCGUCAUUGACAACCUGAUCCGAGCCAAUUUCCGAACUGUAAUGGUGACAGGAGAUAACAUGCUGACCGCUCUGAAUGUUGCCAGGAAUUGUGGAAUGGUGGGUUGGACGGACAAAGUGAUCUUUGCCAAUGCGUCCCCACCCUUGGCUGACAAACCUGCCUGUGUGAAAUUCCUGCCUUCAGACCCAGCACCAGAUUUGAAUGGGACCGAGCUGCAGCCACAGCCAGAGAACCACACUUCGGAACAGUCGUACUAUCACUUUGCACUGAAUGGAAAAUCGUUUGCAGUGAUUUACGACUAUUUUCCAGAUCUGCUAGAAAAAAUCCUGCUUCGGGGCACUGUUUAUGCUCGGAUGGCUCCCAAUCAAAAGACUCAACUGGUGGAGAGUUUGCAGAAAUUGGAGUACACUGUAGGGAUGUGCGGAGAUGGAGCCAAUGACUGUGGGGCUUUGAAAGCUGCAGACGCUGGGAUCUCGCUCUCGGACUCCGAGGCCUCGGUGGCAUCCCCCUUCACCUCUAAAAUAGACAACAUUGAGUGUGUGCCCAUGGUCAUUCGGGAAGGUCGAGCCUCUCUUAUCACCUCCUUUGGAGUUUUCAAAUACAUGGCCAUGUACAGCAUGAUCCAGUUUGUCUCGGUGCUAAUAUUGUACACGAUCAACUCAAACUUGGGAGACUGGCAGUACCUGUACUUUGACCUUGUCAUCACUACAACUGUGGCCAUACUCAUGGGUCGAACAGGUCCUGCAAAAGCGCUUGUGGCACAGCGGCCUGUGGGGAGUCUGAUUAACAUUACCAUCUUGGGCAGCCUGCUGCUGCAGACCGUGCUAGUCAUCCUGAUUCAGGUCCUGACUUACACCGUCACUGCCACACAGAGCUGGUUUGUUCCUGCCACCGUCAGUUCCGCUGGCAACAAACUCCCAAACUAUGAAAACACUGCCUUGUUCUGUAUAUCUGGAUUCCAAUACCUCAUCCUGGCAACAGUACUUUCCAAAGGUCAACCCUUCCGCAAGCCGCUGUAUUCUAACGUGCUGUUCCUGGUCGCAUUGGUUCUGCUUUAUGCCGUGAUGAUAUUUUUGACACUUUACCCACUUCAGUUCAUGCGAAAGAUUCUGCAGCUGAUGUUCAUCGGUGACUUGAAAUUUAAAUUGUUGUUGCUCGGCUUUGCAGCAUUACAAUUCUUUGUUUCCUUUCUAUUUGAGAUCGCUAUAGAUAAUGGAUUUCUAAACAUUUGCAAAAGGCCAUUGUGCAAGAGGAAAUCGUCCCAAAAGCUGUAUAAAAGACUGGAUAAAGAACUUUGCUACAAUUUAGCGUGGCCGCCUCUUAAUGAAAUUAUAUAUGCCGAAUCAAGGAAUAUCGUCAUUGUGGAAUGACACAUUCCCUGGAAAGGGGUGAGGGGACAAAGGCCAGUUUUUUUUUUUUAAACCAAAAAUAUACCACCUGAGGUUGACCAGGAUGCCAAGCACUUACGACGUAGUACACACGCAUCAGACAAUGCAGGAAGAAUAUGGACCUGGAUGGAAAUCUUUACCAAUCUUACCCCACCAAACAAAACCAAGGCCAAAUGUUUGGAAAGUCAUAAACAGAGCAGAAUUAGUUCAUUGAACAUUAUCUUGUCCCCUUUUGAGUAAGAAGUGACAGGACACUCACUGCUAACUCACCAGCAGGGUUUCUGUCAAUGAAAUCAACUGUCCUGUUUUUGAACAAAACCUUUCUUGGUUGUGGGAAACUGGGUUCAAUGUUUCCUCUGGUAAUUUGUAUUGUUAUUUAUUUUACACUACAUACUCCAAAGAAUUUGAAUUGAAGUCUGUUAUUGGGAUCAAAGUGUGUGCGUGUGUGUGCGUGUAGCCUUUGCGAGAGAUCAGGAAGGAGAGAUGGGCACUUUUAUCACCCUCGCCCAUGCAAGAUGUGGAAAGCUACAAUCAAUGAACAAAUAUAAAUUUAGGUGAACUUUAAAGUGCCACUUUUAGGUUUAAUGUUUCAUCAAUUUGUCGUAAGGUUUUAAAAAGGUUUUGAAAGAUAUUUUCUUUAUUUCCUUUUCCUUGUCUUACAUGCCGAUCUGUGUUGGCACUUUCUGUUCCAUGGGUGCUGGGAGCCCUCGUGCUGCACUUGUACCAUCUAUGUAUGGUUAUGUUUGUUACAUUAUAUGGAAGGAAGCAGGUUCGUUCAAUCUAACCUGAAUUUGUUUUCACCCAAGUCUUUACUUGUGCACUUUUCAUUGAGUUGGAACAAUGCUUAACAUUUUCCCUCCUGUUCCAGUCUGUUCAAACCAAUUAUAUCCAGCACCAUGUCUUAGCUUGAACCUAGCCCUUAUUUAUGCAUUUGGUUCUUUGUCUAUUAAGGUGAAUUAUGUAUUUUUGCAAAAUGCAGCAUGCAUUUUUUCUAAAAGGGGUAGUGGUGAAUAUGGCCUUGAGCUGUGCUUACGAUUGCUGUAUCUGGUCCAAAUAAAGCAGAAAUAUUAUUUUA
This is a messenger RNA of Amblyraja radiata (thorny skate), 4690 nucleotides long. It is a transcript of the gene atp13a2, whose product is annotated as ATPase cation transporting 13A2. The coding region runs from base 76 to 3597 and encodes 1173 amino acids. The record is from RefSeq and is a predicted model, not a curated record. The transcript has 29 exons. Gene Ontology annotation, biological process: regulation of mitochondrion organization; autophagosome-lysosome fusion; regulation of autophagosome size. Lineage: Eukaryota; Metazoa; Chordata; Chondrichthyes; Rajiformes; Rajidae. Gene Ontology annotation, cellular component: late endosome membrane. Gene Ontology annotation, molecular function: ATPase-coupled monoatomic cation transmembrane transporter activity; ATP binding; ATP hydrolysis activity.